Molecule: messenger RNA, 468 nt
Organism: Caenorhabditis remanei
Lineage: Eukaryota; Metazoa; Nematoda; Chromadorea; Rhabditida; Rhabditidae
Exons: 3
Coding region: 1-468 (155 amino acids)
Source: RefSeq, a predicted model, not a curated record
AUGUCUGGUGUUCACCUCGAUUAUGGUACUCCUACUAAGCCCAAGAUGAACGGUCAACGUGAGAAAGGUCCAUGUUCUGAAGACGGCAAAGAGGCUAACCAUGUACCGAUGAAGAAGAAGAAGAUUCCGAAAAAGAAGCUCGUUGUCCCUGAAGGUGAAAACCCUGGUGCUAAGCUUUGGUUGUAUGAGAAGGCUGCUGAGUCCAUUAUUCCUACUGAUUACCAAGCCAAUGUUAUGCCAGAACGUCUUUUCAAAGGUUUGGAUCCACUUAUUGUUCACAUGUGUACUCCAUGCAAGAAGUUCAACUCAACCCGCGAAACUGCCAAGAUUGAAGAUGGGAUGAUCCAGAUUCCUCUCGCUCUAUGCACCGUGUGUCGUUCUCAUCUCAUUGCCCAGAAAAACAUGAAGUUUUUCCAGCACGAUUGCCCAUCACUCAAGAAGGAAUUUACCGUAAAUACUGUAUUAUAA